This is a messenger RNA of Columba livia (rock pigeon), 2444 nucleotides long. RefSeq names its product cholinergic receptor nicotinic delta subunit (gene CHRND). Lineage: Eukaryota; Metazoa; Chordata; Aves; Columbiformes; Columbidae. Gene Ontology annotation, cellular component: synapse; postsynaptic membrane; neuron projection. Gene Ontology annotation, molecular function: transmembrane signaling receptor activity; acetylcholine-gated monoatomic cation-selective channel activity. Bases 512 to 2350 code for a protein of 612 amino acids. Gene Ontology annotation, biological process: regulation of membrane potential; monoatomic ion transmembrane transport; nervous system process. The record is from RefSeq and is a predicted model, not a curated record. The transcript is spliced from 11 exons.
CUGGCACCCUUCCCCCAGGCACCUGGCACCAUCCAUCUCCCGCUGCGGCCAGCAGCCGGACAUCCGCUCGGCCAGGCCAGACAGGGAGGCAGCCAGGGCCUGGCACGGCACGGGUGCACCGUGGUCACCGCAUGGGGAACCUGCCGGGGCGGCUGGCCCUGCUUGGGGCACUGCUGCUGACGGGUGAGCCGGACCAUGGGGUUUGGGGCAUGGGGUUGUCAUGUUGCUGGGGGUUUCUGGGUCCCCUCAGUGGGAUCAGUGAGGGUGGUGAUGCAGGGUCCAAGCUGGGCAUAAGCAUCCCUAGGGCUGCAUUUUGGGUAUUGCCUGGCAGAAUCCUAUCACUGAGCAUGCCCUGCUCUUCUGUCCUGGCUGUGCCACCUGGAGCCGUGUCCCUAGCUGGGCCAUGUGUGUGUGUGUCUGUCCGCAGUGUCGCUGUGUCUGUGUCUCUCUGUGUGCGCCUGUGUACACAGUGACACUGCAUCUGUGACCACGUCCCUCCAUAUAUGGGUCCAUGUCCACAUGUGCCACUGUGUGUGCAUCCACCUAUGUGCACAGUGCCACCAUGUCUGUGCCCAGGGUUCUCAUGUUCGUGUGUCCCUGUGUGUACUGGCUCUGUAUCUGCGUGCCCCUCUGUGUCUGUGCUCAUGUCCUUGUCCCAUGCCCAUAUGUGCCCCUGCAUGUGUGUCAUUCCCCCAUGUCCAUGCCCCUGUGCAGCACAGACAUGCAGUGUCCUGGCCUCCUUCAGUCUUUUCCAUCCUUACCCCACCCUGCCCUUGCUGAGCAUCCCUGCGGGGUGGCACUAGCCCCAGUAGCCCACCCUGGUCUACCUGACUCGACAUCCCCAGGCGGGCUCUGUGUCAACCAGGAGGAGCGGCUCAUCCACUACCUCUUCGAGGAGAAGGGCUACAACAAGGAGGUGCACCCCGUCACCUCCAGUGACGAGGUUGUGGAUGUCUACCUGGCCCUCACUCUCUCCAACCUCAUCUCAUUGAAAGAGGUAGAUGAGACACUCACCACCAACGUAUGGCUCGAGCAUGGCUGGACUGAUUACCGCCUGCAGUGGAACAAGUCCGAGUUUGGGGACGUUGAGGUGCUCCGCCUGCCACCAGACAUGCUGUGGCUGCCUGAGAUAGUCCUAGAGAACAACAACGACGGGCUCUUCGAGAUCGCCUACUACUGCAACGUCCUCAUCUACAACACCGGCUACGUCUACUGGCUGCCGCCCGCCAUCUUCCGCACCACCUGUGCCAUCAACGUCGACUUCUUCCCCUUUGACUGGCAGAACUGCACCCUCAAAUUCAGCUCACUAGCGUACAGCGCCCUGGAGAUCAGUAUGCACUUGAAGACAGAAAACGACCCAGAGACGGGCAAGGAUUACCCCGUGGAGUGGAUCAUCAUUGACCCCGAAGGCUUCACAGAGAACGGGGAAUGGGAAAUCAUCCACCGCCCGGCCCGCAAGAACAUUCACCCUGAGAACCCUCCUGACAGCUGUGAGCACCAGGACAUCACCUUCCACCUCAUCAUCAAACGCAAGCCGCUUUUCUAUGUCAUCAAUAUUGUCACGCCCUGCAUCCUCAUUGCCUUCAUGGCCAUCCUCGUCUUCUACCUGCCCGCUGAUAGUGGUGAGAAGAUGACCCUGGUGAUCUCUGUGCUCCUGGCCCAGUCUGUCUUCCUUCUGCUCAUCUCCCAGCGCCUGCCCGCCACCUCCCACGCCAUCCCGCUCAUUGGCAAGUAUCUGCUUUUUAUCAUGCUGCUGGUGUCAGCCAUGGUGGUGAUCUGUGUCGUGGUCCUCAACUUCCAUUUCCGCACCCCCAGCACCCAUGUCAUGUCCGACUGGGUCAAAGAGGUCUUCCUGGACACCCUGCCCCGCCUGCUGGGCAUGUCACAGCCGUCCGAGAGCCCGGCGGGUGCCCCGUGCAUCCGGCGCUUCAGCUCAGCCGGCUACAUCGCCAAGGCAGAGGAGUACUUCAGCGUCAAGUCCCGCAGCGAGCUCAUGUUUGAAAAGCAGUCGGAGCGUCAUGGCCUGUCCAGCCGUGUCACCCCUGCCCGUUUGGCACCGCCAGGCACAGAUACGGGCGAGGAGCAACUCUAUGAGCACAUAAAACCCAUAAUUGAUGGUGCCAACUACAUCGUUAAGCACAUGCGGGAGAAAAACAGCUACAACGAGGAGAAGGACAACUGGAACCAAGUGGCACGGACCAUGGACCGCCUCUGCCUCUUCCUCAUCACCCCCUUGCUGGUGGUGGGCACUCUCUGGAUCUUCCUCAUGGGCAUCUACAACCACCCCCCUCCACUGCCCUUCGCUGGAGACCCUUAUGACUAUCGAGAGGAGAACAAGCGCUUCAUAUAGCUGGGGGGUCCCAUGUGUCAGUCCCCCGCUCCUUCCCACUCACCCACCUUGGCUCGUGGAAAUAAAGCUGGUGCUUCUUGCCACAGGGUGCUGA